This is a messenger RNA of Funneliformis geosporum, 352 nucleotides long. NCBI's taxonomy places the organism in Eukaryota, Fungi, Glomeromycota, Glomeromycetes, Glomerales, Glomeraceae. The record is from the annotation of a GenBank genome assembly.
AAGAUCCUAUAGUACACAUAGUAUUGAUACUCUUGAUACUCCCAAUACUCCUGAUACUUCUGAUACUUCAUGUAGUAUUAAUUUUUUAUACGCAUUUUUUACUAAUAUCACAAAUAGUCUUCAUACUAUGCGUAGAAUUAAUCCUUCCGAUACUCUGCAUAAUACUAAUUCUCUGCAUAGUUUUGAUACUACACAUAGUCCACAUAGUAUUAAUAUUUUGCGUACAUUUUUUAUUAAUAAUAUGAAAAUCCGAUCGACUGCUAAUAUGAUCAACCCCUUACCUAGAAGAUAUAUACGCUCUGAUGCUACAAAAUUAUCUUCUGCAGAUUACAAAGAUAUCAUGCAAUACUAA